Messenger RNA from Trematomus bernacchii (emerald rockcod), 1259 nucleotides. RefSeq names its product autophagy-related protein 16-1. Bases 191 to 928 code for a protein of 245 amino acids. NCBI's taxonomy places the organism in Eukaryota, Metazoa, Chordata, Actinopteri, Perciformes, Nototheniidae. The record is from RefSeq and is a predicted model, not a curated record. Gene Ontology annotation, cellular component: autophagosome membrane. Gene Ontology annotation, biological process: autophagosome assembly; negative stranded viral RNA replication. The transcript has 7 exons.
AUAGCCGGGGGGAUGUGAAGCAGCUGACUGAACAGGGAGGAGUUGUGCCUUUUUUUCAGGCAGUUCAUUAAUUCCUGUGUUUUCGGCUACGUUUUGACAAUAAUAUCGUCUUUGACCAAAAUAAAGUGGGAUAGAAAAACUUAUUAAACCUGUUGACGUUUUGGGGAUUGACAAAUUCGUUUCAAUCACAAUGAGAAGCUGGAAGAAUCACGUGCGUGGUGAACUGCAACAGAGAGACCAAACUGAGAAGUUGCCUUUCAUCGGUGUGUUCACGAGCUUGUCUCAGAUGGAGGAACGGUUUGAAUUUCGCAAAACAUGUUUGGAUGAUGUUCAAUCUAAGAGGUUAGAAAUUUUAGACCGAGGUGGACGUGAAGUUGGGAAAGACACCAGACUCCUUCAACUCCAACUGAGGGAAAGUGAACACCUGGCAGAAAAGCUGUCUCAGACCGUCUCUGACCUGACCACAGUCCUGUAUCUGAAAGAGGCUGAACUGCAGUACUGGCAGUCACGUGUGUCCCACUUCCGCCAAGAGGCCCUUUCUCUGGCUAAAGGGAGUAACGCCAUGAAGGCGACUCUAUCAGAAUUUGAGUACACCGUCGAGUGUCAAUCCAAAGAGUUGGCAGCCCUGCGUACGGAGCAGAAAGGAAUAAAUCAGGCUUUGGAACAGGCCUGCAGAGAGAAAGAAGAACUCUUACAGCGCUGGAUGGAGGAGAAGAGGGAGGAGGCAGACAGGUUGAAUAAGUACAACGCUGCACAGGAAAGGUGGCAACGUUUUGCCAAACAGCUGAAGAAGCACCUCCAUAAUGCAAGGACAAAAGAGUUUGUUCCCAUUGUGACGAGCUCUUGGUGUGGUGAAGCAGAAAUGCCUACAUCAGUGAUUCAGAGGAUUAAUAAUACAUACCGGGACACAACCAUGUCUAAACUGUGACCUAGUUGAAUAUUCCCACUGUAUCCAGGAAAUGACAGUUCUCAGCACGAUUACCUCAAUGUGAAUUUCCCUAUUCUACAUUUGCUUGCAGUUGAAAGACAAUUUUCCUAUUAUGUAAUGCCAAAAAGAAUAACUCAAGAAGUUUUGCUUUCUUAACUGUUUUAUUUGACUCAAAUAUAUUUAGAAGUGCACCAUAUUCUGUAAAUAUAUUGUUGGAUUAAUACUUGCUAAAUUGCCUAGUUUUACAUUGUUUUUCCUUGUUCUACAAUCCCUCUUUCCAAAUGUAUCAGAUAUGGAAUUUUACCUCAUUGAGACUCUUCACUAAAGGAUU